This is a messenger RNA of Eimeria necatrix, 309 nucleotides long. RefSeq names its product NADH-cytochrome b5 reductase, putative. NCBI's taxonomy places the organism in Eukaryota, Apicomplexa, Conoidasida, Eucoccidiorida, Eimeriidae. The record is from RefSeq and is a predicted model, not a curated record. The transcript has 2 exons. The annotation marks the transcript as partial.
AUGCAGGAACUGCUGCUGGACUGGCGGGUGGCGGUGGCCGUGGCGGUGAUUGCUGUCGCCGUGGCGGCGGCGGCGCGCGCGCGCCGCAGCCGCAGCAGCAGCAGCAGCAGCAGCAGCAGCAGCAGCAGCAGCAGCGGCGCGCUGCAGCCGUUUCUCGACAAAACCCGCAAAAAAGCCACUCUUUUGCAAAAGUCUUUCAUUUCCGGAGACACAAUUCGCUUUGUCUUCGCGCUGGCGCAUCCGCAGCAGCCGCUGGGCCUCCCCGUCGGCCACCACCUCAAGGUCUUCGCGCCCAACGCCCAGGGGCAG